AUGAGGACUCAAACUACAAUUUCUCAAGGGGAACUCGGAGGACUGUGUUUCUUCAGAGACCCAUGCACAAUUGCCAAGUCACUAGCCGUGAGAAAAGCAUGGGAGAAACCAGUCUUUAUGGGAGAUAGAGAGCUAGGAAAAGCUCGAGUGGCUGUCUCCAGUGACUAUGAGGUGUGGAGAAAAAGAAGAGGGAUGUCUCAACCAUCCACCUCACUCCUUACAAGCGCCAAUAGUGAAGAGUUGCAAGCUCAAGUCGAUGCCUUGACCCAGAGGAUAGAAAUCAUGGGAGCCCAGAUGAGGGCCCUUGAGGAAAGAGAACAAGAAUCUAUCCUCACCAUUGAUGAGCGCCUCAAGGAUCAAUGUGCUGACUCUAAUGAGCAAGCUAUCCGAGCAUCCAAGGCUGCUAGAACCAGCUCGGAUAGCCAACUUCAAGAAAUAACCGCCAAAUCAACACGCCUUGAAGCCGAAUUAGAAAAUAGGCUCAGACGAUCAAGGACUUGUUGCAAGACCUCACCAAGACUCGGUCAGAAAUACACCAAGAGCGAGAGGCCAAUCGGAGACUCAACAAAAAACCGAGCCCUUGCAAAACUCGAUGAACUACAAGCCUUGGUCGUCCAUCAAGAGACGAAGAUCAAAGAGGCUCAAAAGUACAGUGAAGAUAUGAGCCAGGCGGUCCAAAAGCAAAGCGAAGUACUCGCUCGUCACGUCCGGAAAGCCGAGAGGGAAUUACAUAGAGAUUAA
This is a messenger RNA of Sphenostylis stenocarpa, 741 nucleotides long. The record is from the annotation of a GenBank genome assembly. Lineage: Eukaryota; Viridiplantae; Streptophyta; Magnoliopsida; Fabales; Fabaceae.